AUGCGCGAAUCAGUGUUCUUGAAAAUGUCAUUAAAACGGUUUGGUUUACCCCUUUGGGGUUCUUGCUUGCUGUUGAUACUGGUCCUUGAUUUCUCGCCAUCUGAGACUGCGGAUCUGCUCAGUCGGUGUCCUUGGCAGAUUCCCCGUUCACGUUACUUGAAGGCGGCGGCGGAUUGGGGCAAGUGUUACGAUUUUAAUUUACAGGAGAGAUCUUGGAGGGAAGCAAGUGCCAUCUGUGCUAGGAAGGGAGGACAUUUGGUCACCAUCAGAGAAGAACGCAUUCAGACUUUCCUUCUGAAAGCCUUGGCAGAAUUCAGAUGGCCAAGAAAUGGUCUUUGGAUUGGUGCAACAGAUAAAGAUGAUGAAAUGGAGUGGGUGUGGGUGACAGGUGAAAAGGUAAAAGAUGGCUACAGCCGAUGGGCACCUGGGCAGCCAAGCUGUGGAUUUUUAUGCUUUGAGGACUGUGCUGUGAUGAGAUGGAAAGAAAAUGGACGCUGGCAUGAUUAUAGGUGUAGCUGGUUGGAGGACUACUCCUCUAUCUGUGAAUAUGAUAUGCUACCAGAGCCAUCCACAACAGUGACAAGUACAACACCAACCACUACAGUCAUCCCAACAUCAUCAUCAACAUUUUCUACUGUAGUUCAGACAGCCAAAGAAACAACCCCAGUCAACAAGACUUCAGUUGCUGUUAGCUCAACAGGAGAGAGUUUAAAUGCAGAGUACCUUUUACAUGGACACAUGGGCACUGUCGCUGUUGUUGUUAUCACUGUAUUAACAAGCUUGGCUGUUGGGAUCUGCAUUUUCUUCAUCAUGAAAAGAAGAAAUAGAAAGCAGAUUCGAGAAGAUGACAGAGGCAUUGGGUAUGAAAAUCCCUACUAUGAAGAGGCCAAAGCCUGUCUCUCUGGAAAAGGAACUAACAGUCGUGGUAGUGAAACUGAUGGGGAAGCAGAGGAGUAUGAUGCUGAAGGUGGUUGCGUGGCUAUUUGUGGGGGUAAAGUUGAUUCUGCUGUUGGGUUUGUACCCACUACAACAUCCAAGAAUGACAGAGAUGCUAAACUACCACCAGUGCCACCUCCAGGGCAGCAGAGGUCUGUUAUGAACAAUUAUGACACGCCUCCUGCUGUAAACACAAGAUUGCCACGUCCUAACAAGAAAGAUUCCGGCAACGGUCAUUUGGUUUCAGAAAAUAGGCAGUCUGUUGCUGCAGGUUCUCAUCCAGUUUCAAAGGAAGCAGAAAAUUCUUAUGAUGAAAUUCCCGGGCAGCGAGCAGACAGCAGAUAUGCCUAUGAUGUUCCCAGGGCUUCCAGGCAUCAGUUUUACGGAAACGUCUACUCAGAUACGGAUGAUAGUUUAGCGCAGUUAGAUCACACGUACGGUAAUUCUUUUGAAGAAAAUAUCUACGAAUCAGUUGAUAAUCUACAGGCUAUCAUCAGAGAAGAACAAAGUCCAACUGCAUUGGUUGAGAACCUCAAAGAUGAUGAUAAAGAAAACCGAUAUGUCCCCUUUAUGUUUGACGCACCUACUGAGUCCUCAUAA
Candidula unifasciata is the source of this 1536-nucleotide messenger RNA. Lineage: Eukaryota; Metazoa; Mollusca; Gastropoda; Stylommatophora; Geomitridae. The record is from the annotation of a GenBank genome assembly.